Entamoeba invadens IP1 is the source of this 1374-nucleotide messenger RNA. RefSeq lists its product as hypothetical. The coding region runs from base 1 to 1374 and encodes 457 amino acids. The record is from RefSeq and is a predicted model, not a curated record. NCBI's taxonomy places the organism in Eukaryota, Evosea, Mastigamoebida, Endamoebidae. The transcript has a single exon.
AUGUUGUUAUUCCUACUCUUCAUUUCUUUCACCUUCUCUCUUUCCGUUGAACCCAUCAACUGGACUCGAGACACAACAUACAAUAACGUCGUCUCACACAUCUAUUUUAAUGAAAACUCUCAGAACAAGUACACCGCUGCUUUACGUUAUGACCCCAGCACUCCACUCGCAAUCACAAUCGACAUGUUCCACCCAAAACUGUCGCAGAAGACUAUUAAAGUGACUGCGUCGUCUGUCGUUCGCCCACAAGUCUCCAUGUCGACUUCGAAGUUGUUCUUUUUGAAUGACGGGAAUGUCGAGGUGUGGAAUGUCAGCACAGCCUCGCCGACGCCGUUGAAAAUGCUCACGUUGACUGGCGUCGAUAAGAACUCGCCGCUCGCACUUUUGGAAAAGAACUUUACGGCGAACAAACCAUCAGUGUUUCUUUAUAUGUGUAAAGACUCUAAAAUCGCUAUUUACGACGAAAAUUUGAAGUUGGUGCAACAAACGGGAUUUCCAUGUGGAAGAUACAUGUCUGUGGGGAAUAACAUUCUUGCGGUCAAGAACACUACGCUCAUCGAGAUAUACACCGUCGGCAGCACUGGCGCACUGACCGUCAACACACAAACGGAAAUAACAGGAACUUCGGAGUCAGUGAUGUUGGACCCUAUGAUUGUGUCGAAGGCAGACAUUAUAUACUCUGUUGUCUCUGACCAAAAGAAGAUUCAAGUGAACUCACCAAAUAACUAUAAGACUGCUGUGUUUAUCGAGAACGUCACUUUUUAUGAUAACACUGCGGUAUCGACGGAAUACGCCCCCAUCUUGAAUAGUCUUGGAUGUUUCAUUGUUGUCGGUAGACUCGGCGCGAAGUCUGGAGUGAAUGAAGUUGCUGGCGCAGUCACGGUGUACUUUGAUAAGUAUUUUACUUCAGGAUUAACUGAUCCAAAACGGUUUGAAAAGAUGCACGAGGUGAAUGGGACAGCUACUUACUUCUACAAAGGAUACUCAGUUGCUAUGACUGAAGACACUUUGUAUGUUGGCGGUAAAGUCAAUUACUUGACUAAUGGAAGUCUUCAAGGACUCUCAAAUAAUGUCACUUUAGUCACUCAAAAGUGCUGCACGAAUGGAAAAUGCUUCUGCCAAGAGGGAUACUACUAUGUUGAUUCUGUUGGGAAAUGCUUGUUAAAUGUAGCACAUAAGAAGAACAGAACUCUUGUCUAUAUCCUUGCUGGUGUUGGUAUUGGAUUAUUGUUACUCUUCUUGAUUAUCAUUGUCGUGAUCAUCGUUGUGAUGUCGAAGAGAAACGAAAAGAAGAAAGUGGACGAAGAGAGUGGACCGAUUUUGGUGCCGUCAGCGGAAGGAGAACAACCAAAGACCGAUGAUUUUAAACCAUAA